UUUUUUUUUUUUUUUACCCUUUCUUGUCUGUUUGAAUUUGGUAACUUUCUUGUCACCUCUUCUUCUGGUUUCCCGGAAAAUACGUGGAAAGGGAAGACCGGAGAGCUUUGAAUUUUGGGUUUUUUGUUUUCUUUUGGUUUGGUUUGGUUUGGUUGACCGUAGAUGAUCAGCUCCACCCAACUGGGUUAAAGGGGUUGUGUUUGGCAGUUAGGCUGACUUGACUGGAAAAAUGGAAAUUUAUUUUAUUUUAUUUUUCAGAUUUUGAGUUUUUUUUGGUUAGCUGUUAUUUUCUCAGCAAUUAAGCAGCAAGUUUUGAUGGUUUAUGUUAUUUUUUUUAUUUAAGGUGAUAGAUGCAGUGUUGAGAUUGAUGAAAGAAAUGAAAAAUCCACUCAGCUUAGGUGAGGGGGUGUGCUGGGUUGAAUGGAAUGAAAUGGAAGAUAAAAUUUGAGAUCUUGACCUUUUUUUUUCUUCUCAUUUUGGGGAAUUUUCUCAGCAACCAAACAGCUGAUUUUGUGGUUAAUUUUUUUAUAUAAAAAAGUGCUAGUUGCUCUGUUGGAAUUCCAUGAAAGAAGAGUGAGAAAUGGAAACAAGGGUUCAUUUCUGAAGAGUUUCUAAUAUUUUAUUUUCCUCUCAUGCCUUCCCGAGAAUCAAACAGACUAGGCAAUGGGGCAUUUUUCAUCCAUGUUCAAUGGAUGGGCGAGGUCCUUUUCUAUCAAAAAAGCGAGCAGUUCAGGGAAUUGUGGUGGAAGAGAGGCUGUUGAAGUAAUGGCAAAGGAGGCGAAGAAGAAUGAUUUGAUACUGCACUCUUCCGGGUUUGUUAAUGUCAAUGGUUCAAACAAUUUCACUUCCCUUUACUCAAAGCGAGGCGAAAAGGGUGUGAAUCAGGAUUGCUUCAUUGUGUGGGAGGAAUUUGGAGGGCAAGAGGAUAUGCUCUUUUGUGGGGUUUUUGAUGGUCACGGGCCAUGGGGUCAUUAUGUGGCAAAAAGGGUCAGAGAAUCAAUGCCAUCUUCUUUGUUGUGCAAUUGGCAGGAAACCCUUGCUGAAGCCUCACUUGACCCAGAUUUUGACUUGCAAGCAGAAAAAAAGCUUCACCGGUUUAAUAUAUGGAAGCAUUCCUACUUAAAAACUUGUGCUGCUAUUGAUCAAGAGCUUGAGCAUCAUCGUCGAAUCGAUUCCUUCAACAGUGGGACAACAGCACUUACCAUUGUUAGACAGGGGGAAAGCAUUUUUGUAGCAAAUGUCGGUGACUCACGUGCUGUAUUGGCUACCAUGUCUGAUGAUGGCAACUUGGAACCAGUUCAACUUACUAUUGAUUUCAAACCGAAUCUACCUCAGGAGGCUGAGCGGAUAAUUCAGUGCAAAGGGCGAGUGUUCUGUUUAGGCGAUGAGCCAGGAGUGCACAGGGUCUGGCUUCCCCAUGAGGAAUCACCAGGACUGGCUAUGUCUAGAGCCUUUGGGGAUUACUGUGUGAAGGAUUUUGGACUCAUUUCUGUGCCUGAAGUGACACAGAGGAACAUAACCAGCAGAGACCAAUUUGUUGUGCUUGCAACUGAUGGGGUCUGGGAUGUUGUCUCAAAUCAAGAAGCAGUGCAAAUAGUAUCUUCAACACCCAACAGAGCGAAGUCAGCCAAGCGUCUAGUUGAGUGUGCAGCCCGUGCUUGGAAACGCAAGAGGCGGGGAAUUGCAGUGGAUGACAUCUCAGCUGUUUGUCUCUUCUUCCACCCUUGUUCCAUUCAGCAAGUUACUGUACCAAAAGAGUCAUGAGAACAUGCAAAAUGCUGAGGAAUUGUUCUGUAUUUUUCCACACACUGUAAUCUUAUUUCAAUUUAGUGGGUCUUAGUUAAAAAUUCCCUUCUUAUUCCA
Molecule: messenger RNA, 1863 nt
Organism: Vitis vinifera (wine grape)
Lineage: Eukaryota; Viridiplantae; Streptophyta; Magnoliopsida; Vitales; Vitaceae
Product: probable protein phosphatase 2C 34
Exons: 7
Coding region: 664-1764 (366 amino acids)
Biological process (GO): protein dephosphorylation
Molecular function (GO): protein serine/threonine phosphatase activity
Source: RefSeq, a predicted model, not a curated record